UUCGUCACUAGUUCAUUUGCACAUUCCAUCGUUUGCACACUUUCUCUCUCUACUGUGUAGUGCGAGCUUUAAAUGGUUUGAGUGAAGAAGAAGCAAGCGUUUACUAUUGUUUUCUCGAUAACUGGUGGUUGUCGGAAUGGGGAGGAAGGAUCAGAAAGACAAAGAUAAGGAGAGAGUGGACGCCGUUCUUCAUCUGCUAAGAAAGCAAGCUCCUCUUACGGUUAAACAAGAGAAGUUCUGCAACUAUGCUUGCGUUGAACGGUUUCUGAAAGCAAAAGGAGAUAACGUGAAGAAGGCCGCGAAACAUUUAAGAGCCUGCCUCUCUUGGAGAGAGAGUAUUGGCACUGAGUAUUUAAUAGCAGAUGAGUUCUCUGCCGAGCUAUCAGAAGGCUCCGCCUACGUUUCUGGUCAGGACGAAGAAUCCAGGCCUGUUGUGGUUUUACGGAUUAAGCAAGACUAUCAGAAAUUCCACUCACAAAAACUGUAUAUACGUUUGCUGGUCUUUACACUCGAGGUGGCCACUGCGUCCAUGCCGAAAAACGUCGAGCAGUUCGUACUCCUUUUCGAUGCGAGCUUUUUCAGAUCAGCUUCGGCUUUUAUGAACCUGUUGCUGGCAACCCUGAAGAUCGUAGCGGAAUAUUAUCCUGGACGGCUUCACAAGGCCUUUGUCAUCGAUCCCCCCUCUCUUUUCUCUUAUCUCUGGAAGGGCGUUCGGCCGUUUGUUGAGUUGUCGCCAGUGACAAUGGUGGUAUCGUCACUGGACUUCGAAGAAUCGUUGGAGUACGAUGACUUCUCAACCAUCCCACGAGCUUCCUCCCUCCGAUUUGAUCCGUCGAUGAUCCCGUCAACGGCCAAGAUCGGCGCAUCCUCCUCUUCUCGCUUCUCCUUCACUGCGUCUCAACACUUUGACUCCUUGAAGCCCUGGUACCUGAGCUUGACUGACACGUCAGCCUCCAAAGUUGGACCCACCAGCCCUUCCCCGUCGCUGUUGGGACCCGCUCUCAUCUCCCCACUAAACGCACGUUCCUACUCCUUUGCAUCACCCGCUGCGAGAACGCCACGUAAUGGAAUCAUCAGAGGUAGUGGUGGAGCCGCUCGGAAGAACAAUUAUUACUUCCCUUCAACCCCACUGCCACCGCGUGUCAACAGAAACAAUGACAACGUCAACCAUCCAAGGACGCCGAGACCGUCGUUCCUCCACUCACCUGCGAUGUUCUUCAGGAAGGACAACGUCAGCAGAGCAGAGAGGGCCCGAGAGUCGUUCCUUCCAUUCCUGAAAUUCUACAGGAGACCAUACGACGAGAUGGUUUACAGGUCAAAGAUGAGACCGCCACUGGGAGGUCUUAUAUCCAUCGUCUCUCCUCACCUCAAAAGGCGCCACGUGUCAGCAUCCCAAAGGUUCUGAAAAAUAAAAGUACAUAUCACAACAUUUUCUACUACUCCCAAGUCCAAAUAAUAAUGAUAACAUAGAAAUCUUUUCUUCUUUUCAAUUUAAAUGUAAAAUUAUUGCCCCUCUUUAAUGAAUGAAUGAUGAAAAACAAACAAACAAAAAAAAAAAAAGGAGACGACGUACUAGGCGGGGUGUGAGAUGGUGUGCAUGUUGUCUCUGUUUUGAUAUAUGCUACGUUUUGGGGUUUGGAGGCAAUCCAUGCAUGGUAAUUGGUAAAUGCAAUAGCGUGGUCUCAACGAUGAACAUCGUAUUGGAACUCAUAAAAGGGAGGGAGGGGAGACCAAUGAAGGAUUUGAGUUUGCUUUAAA
This is a messenger RNA of Nelumbo nucifera (sacred lotus), 1758 nucleotides long. RefSeq lists its product as uncharacterized. NCBI's taxonomy places the organism in Eukaryota, Viridiplantae, Streptophyta, Magnoliopsida, Proteales, Nelumbonaceae. The record is from RefSeq and is a predicted model, not a curated record.